Molecule: messenger RNA, 2772 nt
Organism: Branchiostoma floridae (Florida lancelet)
Lineage: Eukaryota; Metazoa; Chordata; Leptocardii; Amphioxiformes; Branchiostomatidae
Product: caspase-8-like
Exons: 2
Coding region: 44-1372 (442 amino acids)
Biological process (GO): apoptotic process; proteolysis
Cellular component (GO): cytoplasm
Source: RefSeq, a predicted model, not a curated record
GGUCAACCGAGGACUGCAACUUCAGGACAUAAGUACAAAACUCAUGCACCUAUCUACUGAACUAAGUUUCAAAACAAAAGCUAAUGUGAGGCUGUCAGAAGAAAAUAGUAAUUUGAAGAACCAGGCAGAAGCUGACAAGAGGGAGAUGAGAAAUUUAACAAACCAGAGAGAGGCUGACAAAAGGAAGAUGGAACAGUUGAGGAACCAGAGAGAUGCUGACAGGAGGAAGAUGGAAAAGCUGUGGUACCUUCUGGAACAGCUGGUGGAGCAGAGAGAGGCUGACAGAAGGAUGAUGGAACAGCUGAAGGAGCUGAAAGUGGCUGACAAGAGGGAGAUGGAACAGCUGAAGGAGCAGAAAGAGGCUGACAGAAGGGAGAUGGAACAGCUGAAGGAGCAGAAAGGGGCUGACAAGAGGGAGAAGGAACAGCUGAAGGAGCAGAAAGAGGCUGACAAGAGAGAGAUGGAACAGCUGAGUGACCUUGUGGAACAGCUGAAGGAGCAGAAAGGGGCUGACAAGAGGGAGAAGGAACAGCUGAAGGAGCAGAGAGAGGCUGGCAGGAGGGAGAUGGAACAGCAGAGAGAGGCUGACAGAAGGGAGAUGGAACAGCUGAUGGAGCAGAAAGAGGCUGACAGGAGGGAGAAGGAACAGCUGAAGGAGCAGAUUGCCUCCUUGUCUACCAAGUUCACCUGUUCCUAUGACAUGAGCCGUUCUCCACGUGGGAUUGCCGUCAUCAUCAACAACAUCAACUUUGAGGACAUGCCCCGCCGUGACGGUGCGGAAGGAGAUACAGAUCGUCUCCGAGAAGCCUUUGAAAGCCUGAAUUUCAAGGUCUUCAUCUUCCAUGACCUUGACCAGGCCAGGAUGGUGGCUACUAUGAAGGAACAGGGAAGGGCAGACCACUCAAACUACGACUGUUUUGUCUGCUGCAUCAUGUCGCACGGCACUGGGGGGAUGGUCUACUCUUCCGAUGACGUAGGCAUAGAUAUCAGUCAGCUCAUGAAGCCAGUCAAUGCUAAGAAAUGCCCCUCUCUCAAAGGCAAACCGAAGUUGUUCUUCAUUCAGGCUUGUCAGGGAGAGAAACUUCAGGGUAGGGAGAGCUUCGAUGGUGACUACGAUGUCAAACCUGUCCUCUAUAUCUGCCACGAAGCCGACUUCUUCCUGGGCCUGGCCACGGUCCCAGGCUAUGUGGCUGUGCGGUUUGAGGACGGGGCUCCCUAUGUGUGGCAUUUGGCAAAACUACUGAAAGAUUUCGGCCCAACCCACGAUCUGUCCACCAUCAUGGCAAUGGUCUGUGAUAAAAUGAACAACUCUGGCUGGAUCUCCUCAAAUCACAGCACUUUGCGUAAAAACAUCAUCUUCAGUGCAAAUUGAGUACUUAAUCCAAUCAAAGUGGAUAUAACAGCAACUCUCAUUAUUGCUCUGGGUAUCUUAAGGCCGCUGCCAAACAGUACUAUCAAGGUAUUCCAAAGAAUGAAUAUCUUGAGCACAUGAUGUCUAUUUUAAUAAGCCAUGUUUUUUAUCAAUCUGGUAGUCUUAGGGUGCACAAAGGAAUUAUGAGAGUUGAAAUUGCCAGCAAAACAUUGUUUUGGUGUCCAUGUCUUUCAGCAGGGCAUUUUGAAAAUGGGGAACAAGGGCACUGUGCCCCAUACCAUUAAGGUUAAACCAUGGCCCCCUCUUACCCUGACGAGAAGAUUCUCUGACAAGCAUAAAAUUCUGAUUGACCAGAGUUGCUACCAGGUCAAAUGUGGCCACCAUUUUCAACUGUAACCUUUCUGACAGUAGCCUCCUUCACCGGCCUCUCUGGGGGAGGGUGGUGGUGGUGAGGUUGGGGGGAUUUGUAGGUCGAUUUGCGAUAUACUUAUGGGGGCGAGUACAAGCUUCCCGGCAUAUAUUCCUUGCCUGGCAUAUUUUCCUUCUCGACGUAUUCGCAGUUAAUAAUCGCAAAUCGCCCUAUCAUCCCGCCGCCAAUGCCCCCAGAGAGGCAAGUUACUUAUCAGGAAGCCUUGCAAAGACCCAUUUUAACUUAAAAUUCUCUAAAACUCUGCACCCUGGAAGAGGAAUGCUCAUCAUCAAUACCAUCACCACACUUGGUUGCUCCGCUCCAUUGCAGUGCUCUCCCUUGACAUUUUUUCUUUAAAAAAACUGCUUUCUCUGUCAGCAGCAUGUUGGUACAAGAGAAUGAGGCACAAAUAUCUGUGACUACAUGUUGUCAGAGCAAUAUGCCAAAAAGUUUAGUAUCCAAAUGUAAAAAGAAAUCAGAUUAAGUGAUACAGACAAGUAUGUGAUAUCACAAUCAUAAGAAGACCAAAGCUGUCAACAGGAUGUUAAUAAGAAUUUUCAUUGUAUACACCUUCAAGAUCUUCUAAGGAAAUAUACACAAUCACAUCUAUUUUUGUAAUGUGGAAAAAAUAUUGGGGAAUAUUUAUUAUUUGUGUUUGACAUGUACUAACAGUAAUAUAUGGAAGAAAAGAUAUGUGAAUAUUUAGAUUCAUCUGAAGAUGUUAGUUUAUAGAUUCAUGUCAGUAGAAUAAAGUAAGCGCUUUUACCAGAUGAUGUUGCCAUGUAUACAUAUGAUUAGCCUUGUAGAAAAAAGUAAUAAACUUAGAAUGAUUACUGCAGAUAAUGUCUUGACCUUCUGCAGUGUCUCAAAGAAUAUCUACAGCUCCAGUGCCCCUACCAGCUGUCGUUAGUGUGGGUUCACACAAUUAUGUAUGUACAAGGCUGUAUGAGUUAUUAAACUUUAUUUUGGUUUAGGAAAAGUUUGUGGGGAA